This is a messenger RNA of Saccharomycodes ludwigii, 4350 nucleotides long. It is a transcript of the gene TSC11, whose product is annotated as TORC2 complex subunit TSC11. Gene Ontology annotation, biological process: TORC2 signaling. The coding region runs from base 1 to 4350 and encodes 1449 amino acids. The record is from RefSeq and is a predicted model, not a curated record. NCBI's taxonomy places the organism in Eukaryota, Fungi, Ascomycota, Saccharomycetes, Saccharomycodales, Saccharomycodaceae. The transcript has a single exon. Gene Ontology annotation, cellular component: TORC2 complex.
AUGUCCUCAAUUCGUGAUAAUCCAGAUAUUCCUAGAAAUAGAAGUAACACUUGGAAUAAUCCAAUGAACCAGUCACUUCUGAAAAAAAACAGUAUUACCGAUAUCACUAACCCAGCAACUAAGAACUUACAAAGAAAAAGACAACAUACAUUAGUGUUAUCAACUUCUUUUGUCCCAACAAGGGAUAAAAAAACUGCUUCCUCUUUACUUUUAACUGAUACAACAAAUGAAGCUCAAAGCAAUAACAAUCAUGGGUUAUUAAGCCCUGUUUCUCCUAUACUAUCAAAUAAUAGAUCUAGACAUAGCACUCAAUCAUCUUCUAUGACAAUAAAUUCCCUUGCAACAGGAAAAGAUCAAUCAGCUCAAAGACCGAGUACGCCAUCAAUAGCGUCACAUUUCAACGAUACCAAUACCACAUCUUCCAUCAAACAUGACAUUUAUAUCUUACAACAAGAAUUAAAUGAGCAGAAAAAGAAAAGAAACUCUGCCGAAAAAAUCAAGCAAAAUUUGCAGAAUGAAGUAUAUAAUGGAAAAUAUUCAACAGCACAUACAGAAAAACAUUCAACAAGGCUAAAAACAACCAGUGAUUUAAAAGAAUCUGAUAGGAACAUUAAAAGACUAGAAGAACAGAUAAGGGAUUUGAAACAAAAAUUGUCAAAUAAUAACAAUAUUAGGCUCUGUAGAACUAGUACAAUAAGUGAAAUAGAUCCUUAUAGGAGUCCUGGCGGCGCGGAGGAGUUUACAGAAUCAUUUGAUUCAUUACCUGUUCCACCUAUAGCUGAACAUAUAACGCAAGAUAAUAAUAAUAAUAAUAAUAAUAAUAAUAAUAAUAAUAAUGACUCCUCCAGUAUUGAUGACGAGUACGAUUGCGAAGCUUUGCAAUCCACUGACGAUAGCAACACGGGGGACUUUGAUGGCAGAUAUAACAACGAGACGUGGCUAGUCAGUGAUUAUUUGCAAUGUUUGAAUGAUUCUAGAGAAUCUAGCAGGGAUUUUAUUUUAGAAAAAUCCACCGCGCUAGUUAAUCUAUUGAUUAGAUCACCAGAAAUCAAGCAGGAUUUAAUACCAAAUGCGUUUAUUCCCGCUGUUCAAAAUCUACUACUGACCGAUGAUUCUGAGAUUGUUGCUGCAGGUUAUAGAGUUUGCAGGUAUUUGAUGUCAGGACCAGACCUGAUUCAGUAUUUAGCAAGAGCAAGACUUGAAAACUUUCUUAUUAUAAGUCUAUCGGCAGAUAAAAGUUUUUUAGAAAGGGAACAAGCUUUGAAAUUAAUCAGGGUUUUAAUAGAUAAUAAAGGCGGGAUAACGUUGGGUUUAUCACAGGCGUGUAUUAGCUGCCUAGAAAGAAAUGAGGAUAAAUUAAAAAACGUAUGUAUUGAAUUGGCUUUAGAAAUGUGCUAUAUUUUCCCUAAUAUUAUGAAUCAGACCCAUAUCAACAGAGUUUUAGAAAGACUUAUUAUAGACCAUCCUAACUUUGAAGUUUCUAAAUCCAUAUUAACUGCUAUCUUGGACUUGAUGUCAUAUCAUGAAACUAGAAAAUAUUUUCUGGGCUAUUUUUCUUUAAACUGUUUGUUUCAUCCAUUAACGGAAAUCCACACAAGAAUCACUCAACCGCCAGCCAAAAUUCUACAAAAAUCAAUAACUUUGAUUUCAAUGUGUUUGAAGUCAAAUAGUGGAUUGAUAAUAUUGUCCGAAAAUAAUUUUAACAGAUUGAGAGAACUAAUUUCAUUUUUCAAAGUAUCAAAUGUGGUCAAGUAUUUAGUUGAUUUAUUUUUGGACGUUUUAAGAAUUAAAUCACUUAAUUACCAGCACCAUAACAAUAAAACUUUUAAGACUUUCCCAGCCGAUUUUCAUGGCGAAAUAAUGUCCAUAAAUCAGCAUACUGCUUUAUUAGUGAAAAUACUACUAAAUUGCGGGUUUUUAGACGAGAUAUUAGGUGCUAUAGAAAACGGGAUACCUAACUCAGCAAAUGUGGCUAAGUGCAGAUAUCUUUCCUCUGAGUUUAUUUGUUUGAUGGGUAAUUUUUUAAGCGAAAGAGAUUUUUGGAAUCAUAUAAAAAAAAAUGCACACAAUCUAUCACUUUAUAUCAAUUUAGCUCAAUUUCAAAAAACUUGCAUUGGACUAAACAAGGGAAGAAACACUAUGGGUAUGUACUUUAUUAAUCCGUCUCACAAUUUGAUUUCUUUUACCAAAGAAAUAAAGCAGAAUACAAUGACUAAAGAUAUAACAGAUAUUAAAUUCAAAAAUAUGAUUUAUGAGACACACAUUUUACAAACAAAAAACUAUGCGUUAUGGAAUUGGAAUGUUUUGCUUGAAUUGUUGAGAGGGCCAUUGACCGACGGAAAAAGACUAGAAGAGUUGAACAAGAGUACAAAAUUUGUCAGAAGGUUAUUAGUUUUUUAUAGACCUUUAAGAAAUAGAUUUAGCAGUGUGGAUAAACACUCGAAAUUGGCAAACAAAUAUGUCAACGUUGGUUGUGCCUUUUUCAGAAUGCUAAUGUCGAGCUUUGAAGGUGUUAAAAUUUUGGAGGAUGAUACGAAAAUUCUGCCCCAAAUAGCUACAUCUCUAUAUAAAGCGAUUGAAGGAUAUUAUAGUGCACAGAAUAUUUUUUCUAUUAAAAAUUUACAAAAAUCUGUUUGUGGUGGAUACUUUAAAUUUAUUGGUAUUUUAACUGAAACACAAAGCGGUAUCAGAUUGUUGGAACAAUGGAAUAUUUUUACUGUCAUUUAUAGGAUGUUUAAGCCUCAUAAUAAAAGUGCCAGGAAGUUCUUAUUGCACACUUUGGUAGAAUUGAACUACGAAAAAAGUGAGCACUGUAGAAUUAUUUUGUCGAAAGCAUUGACUUACCAUAAUUUAGAAGUACGAAUUGUGGGGACAAAAUUGUUAGGUUAUCAUUUGGGCGUUAUCUGUGGCACUUCAAACUCUUCUACCAAUAAUGUAAAUAACUACAAUAGUGAUGGAACAUUUAAUAGCAGAUAUAGAAAAGAGUUUGAAGAAUUUUUACUUAAAUUGUUAACCAAGCAGUUGUAUGAUUUAGCCCCCGAAGUUGUCACCUUAUCUGAUAAGAUAUUGUAUUUAUAUUGCAUGGGGGAUGAAAAAAGAUGCUCUAGAUUUCACUCAGAUGGUGGCAGGUUUUUAAUUGAAACAUUAUCAACUGUUUUGGAUCAAUUAGUUUUCAUUGGAUCACCAAUAUUAUUUCAAUUUUUAACAACCUCUUUAGGAUUUGAUAAAUUAAUGGAACUGAAUUAUGUAGAGGGUGAAAGAAAAAACUGGUUUAAAAGGAAAAAUUUGGAAUAUGUUGAUAAAGUAGAGACAGUUAUUUAUAAUGAAAUACAUAAUCCGAUAGAACACAAAAGCUCAUCAUUAACAAAUGAGGCACAUUUUAAAAAAUUACCAUUACAUUUUUACGAAUAUUUGGCCUUAACUGAAGACGGUAUCCAAAUGAUCAUUAGAAAUGGAGAUUUUGUCAGUUUUCUGAACAUAAUACGUUCUCAUUCGAUAUACGUUAACGAAGAGCCAGCAUAUGAGCAAGACCAGAUUAAGGAAUUGAAAGCUGCGUUAUGGAGUGUUGCAUUUAUUGGCUCUACUUCUUUAGGCGUGAAAUUAUUGGACACUUAUUCUAUUGUAGAGGAUAUUGCAAGAUUGUCCGUACUAAGUACUUCGACAAGUGUUAAAUUCGUGUGUUUUUAUUGUUUAGGUCUAAUAGCGAAAACUGAUGAGGGGAUUGAAAUCAUAGAUGAAUUGGGCUGGGAGAGUUUUACUAAUGUUCAAGGAGCACCGUGUGGGAUAACUGUUCCAAAAAAUUUAGGCAUGUUUUUAAAAUUCCCUGAGCUUUCAGCACAGACACAUAAGGAUAGUGUCAAUGAGAACAAGAACGCUGACGGCAAAAUAGAACAAUUAUACGGAGAUGCGGAUGAAGAAAUACACUUUGAAGAACCAAGUCUAAACUUGGAACAAUUACUCAAAAUGUCCAAUGCUUUGGAAGAUCCAAAUUCUAUGAACACAACCACUGAAUUUGAGGAAGAUGUAGCUAAACAGAUUUCUUUAUUGCAGUCUACUGAAACAUAUAGACGAGAGAACUUAGCGGGUACUGAUACAAAUAAAAUAACACAAUUAGUUAGUCAAUUAGGGAAUCAUCUAUUAUUAAACAACACCAUGAAAGAAUUAAAUGAAAUAGACAGACACAAAAUCGAGACACCAGAAAUAUUUUUCAAAAUAUUUGAACUUAUGGCAAAAUAUAAAUUUGAUCCCCAUGUACGAAAGUAUUUGUGCGAUAAUUUUUUAAAUAAAAAGGUUUUGGAGCUAAUAAUUAAAAGAGAUAGAAAGAGAGAAAGACUGCAUAUAAAACAAUAA